AUGGUUCACCGUAUGACAGUAAAAUUUUUGGUCUGCAUUUGCGCUGUACAAUUGGUGUAUUCAGACAUCAUCACCAAUAUAAAAACUGAAGCGGGAGUUGAGACGCUACUUCAAGAACGAUUUCACUUUUAUUUGUUGGACUUCGAUGAUAACAAUUUGAUAACGUUGGAUAAUUGUUUGAGAGGCUUUCUAAUAGAUGAUAUAAAUAAUGAUGGUAAAGUAACGUAUGACGAAGUGAUAUCUAACCCAGACACACCAAACGCACCUCUCUAUAUCUUCCAAGCAUGGGAUGCAGACGGUGACGGUAGUCUGAGUUUGAGGGAUAUCAUUAUGUCCUUCCAGUUACUUCCUGGAACCGGAAAUGAAAUGGAUCUGCUAGAAUACUUGACGCUUGAGGUUUCUAGAUUGAAUGCAACAACCGGACCUACAAUGAAGAUACAGUCCUUUAUCCACGCUGAAAGGGAUUUCUUUAUAAUAGAUGAAAAUGAUGAUAAUGUAUUAACAAGAAUGGAAUUUCAAGUGGAAUUUAGGCAAGCAGACAAAGAUAAGAAUGGUAACUUGGACGAGUCAGAAGUACGCAAUAUGUUCCCUAUGAGAAGUACUCCCCCAAAACGCAUUUGUCCAAGCACUACCAGCUGCUCUGUAAAUGAUGUCUUGCCUCUAUUUGAUUCAGCAGACAAAAAUGGAGACUCGGAGCUCACAAUCAAAGAAUAUAUUCAGCACUUUGGGCACCUGAUCGAAAUUUAA
Molecule: messenger RNA, 747 nt
Organism: Lottia gigantea (owl limpet)
Lineage: Eukaryota; Metazoa; Mollusca; Gastropoda; Lottiidae
Exons: 3
Coding region: 1-747 (248 amino acids)
Biological process (GO): calcium-ion regulated exocytosis
Cellular component (GO): endoplasmic reticulum
Molecular function (GO): calcium ion binding
Source: RefSeq, a predicted model, not a curated record